GCGCAGCUGUAGUAAUUGACGCGAAACCCGAAGCGCUCCCCGGGAGGGUGGGAGGGACCAUUUUUGUUUGCUAUGGAAACGGAUUGAAGCGAGAGCACUAAUAAGAUUACCAAUCUUUUAACAGCUGCACAGUUGAGUGAAGAUCAACAGGACCGAGCCUAAACGCCCCGUUUAGAGCAGCAUAUUAUUUAAAACAACCCAGCAAACAUAUACAUGUAGGGGUGUGUUUCUGAGGUGGAAUUGGCUACUAAGCAACUAGGCAACAUUCUCAGUAAAUGGUUUGGUGAAUCUUGAUAAAGUCUGAGAAGAGAGAAUGAGAUCAACGAACUUUUGCCUUAGCACUGAAGGAGCGGAUGUUAUUCUAGCAACAUCAAGUGAUGAAAAAUAUCCUCCAGAAAAUAUCAUUGAUGGACAAUCUGAAACAUUUUGGACAACAACUGGGAUGUUUCCACAGGAAUUUGUUAUUUGUUUUCAUAAAUGUGUAAUUAUAAGUAAACUCACAAUCCAGUGUUAUUUAGUGCAGACAUUACGUAUUGAAAAAAGCAUGUCUAAAGAUCCAGUAGAUUUUGAACACUGCAUUGAAAAAGACUUGGAAUAUAAAGAAGGGGAGCUUCAAACAGAAGAAUUUUCUUUUCCUGAGUUCCAGGCUACGCACCUGAGAUUCAUCAUUUUAUCCGCCUUUGAUACUUUUGUGUCAGUUCAUAGGGUAAUAGCAGAAGGAAUAGCACAAGAUAUUUAAAACCAAGGUUGAAGAACUGUAAUCAGAAAAAUAGUAAUAAUAUGGUAUUGAUAUAUGCAUUCCAUUAAAGAAUGUUUUGCAAAAUGAGUAUUUUAUAUGAUUUUGCUGU
Gekko japonicus is the source of this 848-nucleotide messenger RNA. It is a transcript of the gene IFT25, whose product is annotated as heat shock protein family B (small) member 11. The transcript has 6 exons. Gene Ontology annotation, biological process: intraciliary transport. Lineage: Eukaryota; Metazoa; Chordata; Lepidosauria; Squamata; Gekkonidae. Gene Ontology annotation, cellular component: centrosome; cilium; intraciliary transport particle B. The record is from RefSeq and is a predicted model, not a curated record. Bases 314 to 739 code for a protein of 141 amino acids.